Monodelphis domestica (gray short-tailed opossum) is the source of this 1375-nucleotide messenger RNA. The record is from RefSeq and is a predicted model, not a curated record. NCBI's taxonomy places the organism in Eukaryota, Metazoa, Chordata, Mammalia, Didelphimorphia, Didelphidae.
AAUGACACGUGGUACAAGAAAAACCUGAAGGCACUCUAUGUAGUACAUCCCACCAACUUCAUUAAAAUUCUGUGGACCAUUUUCAAGCCCCUCAUCAGCCAUAAGUUUGGGAAAAAGGUGACCUAUUUCAACUACCUAAGUGAGUUAAGAGAGCAUCUCAAGUAUGACCAACUGAUGAUUCCUCCUGAGGUUAUUCGACAUGAUGAGAAGUUGAAGAACAUGAGACUGGGCCGCCCGACACCCUUGGUGAAGAUGCCGCCACCCCGCCCUCCACUGCCCACCCAACAAUUUGGUGUCAGCCUAAAAUACAUCAGAGACAAAAAUAAAGGUGAGCUCAUCCCGCCAGUCAUGAAGGAGACUAUGACCUACCUGAAAGCCAAAGGCCUCCACUCUGAGGGCCUCUUCCGAAGGUCAGCCAGUGUCCAGACCAUUAAGGAGAUCCAGAGACUGUAUAACCAAGGAAAGCCUGUGAAUUUUGAUGACUACAAUGAUAUCCACAUCCCAGCGGUUAUCCUGAAGACAUUCCUUCGAGAGCUUCCUCAGCCACUGCUGACCUUUGAAGCCUAUGAACAGAUCCUGGCAAUCACCAGUGUAGAGAGCAGCCUGCGGGUGACUCGCUGCAAGGAGAUUAUUGGGAGCCUUCCGGAACACAAUUAUGCCAUUCUUAAGUACCUCAUGGACUUUCUACACAUGGUUUCCCAAGAGUGCAUCUUUAACAAAAUGACAAGCUCCAACCUGGCCUGUGUCUUUGGGCUGAACUUAAUCUGGCCAUCCAGCGGAGCCUCUUCCCUCAACGCCCUGGUGCCUCUUAACCUGUUCACAGAACUGAUGAUUGAUUUCUAUGACAACAUCUUCAGCUCUCGGGAGGUCUCACCCUAGACUGACGACGCCAGGAAAUGCUUGGACUCCGUGAUCUCUAAGCUCCCUUCUGACUCCGUUAUUCUGUGGUCUGAACUUGGAAGUUCCUCUUAUCUGUGACAUUUCUUCGUUCUAGGUCCUGUGUUCUCUCUUCUAAAGACCCUGCAAGCUUUGACAUUCUGUGCUGAAGGACCUCACUCAGUUUUAAUGUUCUGUGUUCUUACAUUCCUCCAAUGUUCUUCUUGACAUAGGUGGAUUAUCCCAUGCAAAGCUAUGGUAUGGCCCCCUAUUCACAGCCCACUUAACACUACAAUAUCAGCCAUGUUGGAAACGCCUAUCUAAAAGUUGGGACAUAUUUCCAAUCUUGAAAUGUCUUACUGUGCUCAUUUCCCCCUGGAAAUGAUUGGUGAACUGUUUGAAUGGGUGAACUGUAUGAAUCAUGUUGGCUUUCUGAAGCCUCUUAGAAAAAAACAAAACAACCACCAAAGAGAUUAAAUGUUUUCAGGACUAAAAAAAA